GGGGGGCGGGACUCGGUUGCCAGGGAGCGGCGCGGGAGCCCUGAGGGGACUGCGGCGGCUGCGCGGAGGAGCGAGGCGCUUGCUGGGGUCGGGGCUGCGCGACCGCGCAGGGGCUGCGGGGAGCGCGGCGCAGGCCGUGCAGUUCCUAGCGAGGAGGCGCCGCCGCCAUUGCCGCUCUCUCGGUGAGCGCAGCCCCGCUCUCCGGGCCGGGCCUUCGCGGGCCACCGGCGCCAUGGGCCAGUGCGGCAUCACCUCCUCCAAGACCGUGCUGGUCUUUCUCAACCUCAUCUUCUGGGGGGCAGCUGGCAUUUUAUGCUAUGUGGGAGCCUAUGUCUUCAUCACUUACGAUGACUAUGACCACUUCUUCGAAGAUGUGUACACGCUCAUCCCUGCUGUAGUGAUCAUAGCUGUAGGAGCCCUGCUUUUCAUCAUUGGGCUAAUUGGCUGCUGUGCCACAAUCCGGGAAAGUCGCUGUGGACUUGCCACGUUUGUCAUCAUCCUGCUCUUGGUUUUUGUCACAGAAGUUGUUGUAGUGGUUUUGGGAUAUGUUUACAGAGCAAAGGUGGAAAAUGAGGUUGAUCGCAGCAUUCAGAAAGUGUAUAAGACCUACAAUGGAACCAACCCUGAUGCUGCUAGCCGGGCUAUUGAUUAUGUACAGAGACAGCUGCAUUGUUGUGGAAUUCACAACUACUCAGACUGGGAAAAUACAGAUUGGUUCAAAGAAACCAAAAACCAGAGUGUCCCUCUUAGCUGCUGCAGAGAGACUGCCAGCAAUUGUAAUGGCAGCCUGGCCCACCCUUCCGACCUCUAUGCUGAGGGGUGUGAGGCUCUAGUUGUGAAGAAGCUACAAGAAAUCAUGAUGCAUGUGAUCUGGGCCGCACUGGCAUUUGCAGCUAUUCAGCUGCUGGGCAUGCUGUGUGCCUGCAUCGUGUUGUGCAGAAGGAGUAGAGAUCCUGCUUACGAGCUCCUCAUCACUGGUGGAACCUAUGCAUAGUUGACAACUCAAGCCUGAGCUUUUUGGUCUUGUUCUGAUUUGGAAGGUGAAUUGAGCAGGUCUGCUGCUGUUGGCCUCCGGAGUUCAUUUAGUUAAAGCACAUGUACAUUGGUGUUGGACAGAGCAGCUUGGCUUUUCAUGUGCCCACCUACUUACCUACUACCCGCGACUUUCUUUUUCCUUGUUCUAGCUGACUCUUCAUGCCCCUAAGAUUUUAAGUAUGAUGGUGAACGUUCUAAUUUCAGAACCAAUUGCGAGUCAUGUAGUGUGGUAGAAUUAAAGGAGGACACGAGCCUGCUUCUGUUACCUCCAAGUGGUAACAGGACUGAUGCCGAAAUGUCACCAGGUCCUUUCAGCCUUCACAGUGGAGAACUCUUGGCCAAAGGUUUUUGGGGGGAGGAGGAGGAAACCAGCUUUCUGGUUAAGGUUAACACCAGAUGGUGCCGCUCAUCAGUGUCCUUUUAAAAAAUAUUUACUGUAGUCCAAUAAGAUAGCAGCUGUACAAAAUGACUAAAAUAGAUUGUAGGAUCAUACGGCGUAUAUCUUGGUUCAUCUUCAAAAUCAGAGACUGAGCUUUGAAACUAGUGGUUUUUAAUCAAAGUUGGCUUUAUAGGAGGAGUAUAAUGUAUGCACUACUGUUUUAAAAGAAUUAGCGUGAGUGUGUUUUUGUAUGAAUGAGCCCAUUCAUGGUAAGUCUUAAGCUUGUUGGAAAUAAUGUACCCAUGUAGACUAGCAAAAUAGUAUGUAGAUGUGAUCUCAGUUGUAAAUAGAAAAAUCUAAUUCAAUAAACUCUGUAUCAGCCCCCAA
Messenger RNA from Gorilla gorilla gorilla (western lowland gorilla), 1801 nucleotides. It is a transcript of the gene TSPAN3, whose product is annotated as tetraspanin 3. NCBI's taxonomy places the organism in Eukaryota, Metazoa, Chordata, Mammalia, Primates, Hominidae. Gene Ontology annotation, cellular component: plasma membrane. The record is from RefSeq and is a predicted model, not a curated record. The coding region runs from base 233 to 994 and encodes 253 amino acids. The transcript is spliced from 7 exons.